Molecule: messenger RNA, 1020 nt
Organism: Penicillium odoratum
Lineage: Eukaryota; Fungi; Ascomycota; Eurotiomycetes; Eurotiales; Aspergillaceae
Product: isopenicillin N synthase family dioxygenase
Exons: 3
Coding region: 1-1020 (339 amino acids)
Molecular function (GO): dioxygenase activity
Source: RefSeq, a predicted model, not a curated record
AUGGACCCAUCAAGCACCAUUCCAAUCGUGGACUUUGCCCGGUGGAACUCCGACGCCCCUAGCCGUCUGCGUGUCGCCCAAGAUAUAGUUGCCGCUUGCCAGAAAGUGGGGUUUGUCUACAUCGUCAACCAUUCGUUGCCGGAGUCUCUCCUGGAUGAGGCUUUCCACUGGUCCCAGCUCUUCUUCAAUCUCCCUCAAGAAGAGAAGCUCAAGGCCCCUCAUCCAGAAGGAUGGGCGAUCCACAGGGGUUAUUCUUGGCCGGGCCUAGAGAAGGUGUCAGGGCUAGAAGCGACGAGCGCAGGUGAUGAUGAGGAGCGGGCAAAGGAGCUACGGGAGGUUCCCGAUAUCAAGGAAAGCUACGAUAUCGGCAGCGAAAAUAAUCCCACCCAGCCAAACCAAUGGAUUCCCGAAGAAACCCUUCCAGGCUUCCGCUCCUUCAUGACACGAUUCUAUUCCGAAUGCUUCCGCAUGGGUGGAGAAAUCCUGCAAGCUCUAGCUAUCGGCCUCGACCUCGACGAGAACCACCUGCUCAACAAGCACUCAGGCCUUAACAACCAGCUCCGUCUCCUACACUAUCCACCCGUUCCAGCUGCAGCUCUGGAGAAUGACCGUGCGGCUCGCUGCCCGGCGCAUACGGACUGGAGCUCGAUCACUCUGCUCUUCCAGGAUGACUGCGGUGGUCUGGAGGUGGAGGACGUUCAUCGCCCGGGGACAUUUGUUCCUGCGACCCCCAUUAAGAAUGCCAUUGUGAUGAAUGUGGGCGAUCUCUUACAGCGAUGGAGUAAUGAUGCAGAUCGGUUGAGAUCGACUAGCCAUCGGGUUACAUUGCCGCCAAUGGUAGAUAGAUUUGAGGGGCAAGAGAGAAUGACUAGGAAGCGGUUCUCAAUCCCGUAUUUCCUAUCUCCAGACUCCGGCUCGGUGAUAGAGUGUAUCCCGUCUUGUAGGGGCGAGGAGCCGGCUAAGUAUGAGCCGAUCACGCAGGCUGAUUAUAAUCGGAUGAGGGCCUCUAUGCAAUACUGA